AACACCUUGGAAGCAGCAGGAAACCGCGCCAACUUCGCAGGGUCGAGCUUCAAAGUCAAGAAAGCAGUCGCUGGCGUUUCUUCUAGUGCUUCUAUCUUUCCGCUCUUCAACACCUGAGCAGGUCGAGGUUGGGGGAAUUGUCUAGCCACGGGUUUGGGCUGCUUUUUUUUCCGACUACCCAUUGUGACGACGACCGACCUAGUGAAGGAAAUGUACGCGUAAAAAUCUGGGGGUUUUCACCUGAAUAUUUAUUUGCAAGCCUUUUUGCGCAAUGUGUUUCUUUUACUCUUCGUCCUGAGUCGAAAUCUUUCAAGCAAGGACAAGCCAGCAGAAUGACUUCGGCGGAUUUGCACACGGCGCUGCUGCGGCCAGCAGUCAUUCAGAUCCUGAGGGCAGCUGGCUUUGGAUACGCCAAACCGGCCGUGAUCGACACACUCACCGAUCUCGCAGCGAGAUACCUGUUGCUUCUUAGCACGUCAACCGCUCAAAACGCCUUCAAUACGCACAAUACGUUUGUCGCCACAAUCCAGGACGUGAGGCUUGCGCUGAGUCAAGCCGGCGCUCUGACUCCGCAGAUGAGUACCGCCGAGGAAGGAUUGAGAGGCGAUGUGGAAGUUGACGGUGUGACGGUCUCGUUCGAAGACCUUCGCGGCGUUCAGGCGUUCGUCAACUGGGCUCAAGGCCCGGUCAACAAGGAGAUCAGGAGGAUUGCGGGUUUUGGAGACGAUGCCAACGUCGAGGAAAUAGCGGCUGGUCUUGAUGACAAGGAAGACUAUCUCUCCGCCCUGAAGAAGAAGCACAGCAAGACGGGUGAGGAGUCGCGUUAUCAAGGUACAGUGCUGGGAAAGGACAUUGAGCUACAGUCCGUGGCUAUAGUUGGAGGCCCAGCGGCAUCGCUCUCUGAAUGGGCGCAAAAGUCGUUGUCGCAAGCAUCAAAUGCAACCGAACCUACAGACGGAGACAGUCCCGCAACAUCAGGCAUUAGCAGCGCCCCUCCGACACCUAUUGACGAUGACUUGUCAAUGUCCUUUGUCUGAAAAAGUGCUGCCUUGAUAUUUGUGCCUUUUGCCCAGUAAGCUUUGGGUGAACGGUACCUAAGAAAUAGGACUGUGCGCCAAAGACAGACCAACCCGUCUUUGCUUCGCGAGAUUGUCAACAAAAGAUUCUGUUUGGCACGGUAGCUACAGUUAUGUGUCUUACUAUGCCUCGCUAGCAGUUUGCUUGCAAAAUCACAAAAACUACGGCGUACCAAGACAGGACGAUCCCCAAGACCUGGCUGAGCACUCCAGAAAGAUCAGCUACCCAAUCUGUGAUCUGAACUGAUGGUCAGUUUCGAACCAUUUGAGCCAUCAUACGAGCCGCUUUGCCAAACCCUAUUUAAUAUUCUGGAUACCAUUCGAUAGAAGCGAGAAAAAAUGGAAUCGAAAACAGACCGGUGUCCAGGAAAACAACACUCCAUCAGCAGUAUCAGAGGUAGCAGGCGGACACAAUCACCGCAACCCGCAUUAACCGUUGACUUGCUGGGGACAUUUGAGACAAGACACAUAUCAUGUGAAAAAAAUGGUGGAAUAUAUUAAGGCCUCUCUGCAGGAGGAAGGAGAAGAAGAAAAAAUCCAUUGGUAGCAACUCCUGCACUCCCCUUUGACGAUGAAGCCUUGUCACUCCGAGGGAUACUGCAAACCUUUUCAAGCCGGCAAAUUACCCAACUCCAUUACCCAUCUACAUCAUCACCAUCUCCAUUACCAUCCUCGUAUAGCUUUAUAGCUUUCUCGGCGAAAUAGCGGCUAGCCGCAAAUUCAGAGAAGCAAAAACAUCCUCGCCCUCUGAGGCCUCACCUGGUAUAAAGUUAGCCAGACAUACAGUGAC
Exophiala oligosperma is the source of this 1866-nucleotide messenger RNA. RefSeq lists its product as uncharacterized. Gene Ontology annotation, molecular function: protein heterodimerization activity. The record is from RefSeq and is a predicted model, not a curated record. NCBI's taxonomy places the organism in Eukaryota, Fungi, Ascomycota, Eurotiomycetes, Chaetothyriales, Herpotrichiellaceae. The transcript is spliced from 2 exons. The coding region runs from base 333 to 1037 and encodes 234 amino acids.